AUGGCAGCCGCUCCGAUGCAGGGUAUGCAUUCCAUGUGGUAUGACCACUAUCGGGGAGCAGUUUAUCCUCUAGACCUUGAUGGAACACCCAGUUAUAGGCAACCUAAACUAUAUGCUGCAUCAUUGCUAGAAACCUGUUGUGCUUACAUUGUUCGGGAUGCUAAUUUGACUCGCAUUGCAAUAGAAUCUGUGCCACCAAUAUUAUGUAUCCACAUGAUGGAGGCGGCAUUGAAGGGAAAUCAUGAUCGUUCCAUCCAAGCGCUGAUGUCCAGAUGGAUGCUCAAAUCUCUUGUUCUGUUCAAGCUUGUGCCAAGCGUGUUUUCCUCUCUUUUACCUCUGUAUGAACCCCUUUAUCAAUCGGAUAUAGUACGCCAAGGCCUUCGUUACACUACAUCUCUGGCUCACACAUUUCUGGAGUGCUUGAGACAGCAGUCAGCAACAAAACUUCGCCAUCUUGAUCUGACUGGCUUCCCUACAGCCGAAGUGAUUCUGUAUUACCUGACUUCACACUGCAUGCUGGUGCACAAUGAGAAUCGAAGGAACAACAUGGUGACAUUGUACAACCAGGCUGUGUCUUUGGCAGAAGAAUGUGCAGGAGCUGGAGGUGGAAAGAAUCAGCACAGCCCGUUGGAAAUUGACAUGCAGAACUGCUUACCUAGUGAUAUAUCUAUAGAAAUCAAGUUGGAUGCCUUUGUCACAUCAGAGUCCUGUCAUUCUGAGCUCUGUAAGGCAUUGACCGUUUCCAGCUUCCCGGGGGCCAGAUUCCGACUGAUUGUGGAAAAGUUGUGUAUCACAUGUCUGGGUGGAGAUAGAGUUAAUCUGCUGCUUAAACAGGUCACUGCAGAGCAGCUAAAAGGCCUUCAGUUAAAAUACAACUCUUUAAGGAACAUGGAUUUUGUCCGCAUGGCUCCUGUACUGCAGUCUUUCACCAGCCUCACAGCCCUCGAUUUGUCCUGCAACUACAUUAGCCUAUACGACAAUGAAUCUAUGGCAGUCAUUAUGAAACAGACAUUUUCCACAUUAUCGAAACUGGAGCGGUUAGAUCUCAGCAACAACCGGCUCAAGAACAAACUGUGCACAGUUCUGCUGGGGGUAACCCACCCACUGAAACACUUACGUCUGGCAGCUUGUGGUCUGACUGUGCUGGAUCUCACGGCACUAGCAAUGUUCCCUUACCUGGAGAGUCUAGAGGAGCUGGACCUCAGUGAAAACAAUUUAUCACCAUGUCACUUUCCUCUGAUUCCCAUUCUGGCCAAAGUCAGUGGUGCAAUCAGAAUCCUUGAAUUCCAGGAAUGUGGAAUCACAGAUGAAGUUAUGAACAUGCUCAGUUAUCACCUGACAUUUAUGCCAAGACUGACUUACUUGAACAUGGGUGGCAACGCCUGGUACUCGGAAACAACCCUUAAAUUAGCCUCACAGGUGUCAAAGUUAUCCGGGUUGCGUGUGUUUAAACUUUCUUAUCCUCUGGACUGUUAUUUCCUUGGAAUGGAUGAAGAUAAGACUCUGGAGACUGAAGCCAAGAAUGCUUUCAGGACUUCCCUGCACACAGCGCUUGAAAAUGCCAUGACAGACGGGCAGCAGAAUGAGCAGUUAAAAGUGGUCUUAGAUGAAAUCAACAGGGCAGCUGAGUAA
Molecule: messenger RNA, 1632 nt
Organism: Candidula unifasciata
Lineage: Eukaryota; Metazoa; Mollusca; Gastropoda; Stylommatophora; Geomitridae
Source: the annotation of a GenBank genome assembly